This is a messenger RNA of Brassica rapa (field mustard), 4338 nucleotides long. RefSeq names its product AAA-ATPase At3g28570, mitochondrial. Gene Ontology annotation, molecular function: ATP hydrolysis activity; ATP binding. Lineage: Eukaryota; Viridiplantae; Streptophyta; Magnoliopsida; Brassicales; Brassicaceae. The record is from RefSeq and is a predicted model, not a curated record.
CUGAAAAAAAAUACAAAAGGCAGAGAGGGAGAGAGAGACACACACACAACGCAAUCAUGAGUCAAGAUCAGAAGCUUCUUCUUCAGAAAAAGAAAAGCAAAAGAAACCUAUUCGAAAUCUUGAUGGGAUCCAUCGUGAAGCCACUCUUCGGAGACAACUUAACAACAAUAGGAUCAAACAUUGCUGGUCUACUCUUCAUCAUCGAAACCCUAAGGAGAUACUUCCCUGGACAGCUCAAGGUCACGAUCCAAGAACUCCUCGUCAACGCAAUCCACCGCUUACCCUUUUUCAAGAAGUUUGCCGACAAGACUCUUGCCUUCUUCUCCCCUUACGCUCAGAUCAGGUUCACAGAAGUCGAGGAGUAUAGAUACAACUACGCUUACCCUGCCAUCAAGACCUACCUUGGCGCGCAAGUUAACCCUCAAGUGAAGAAUCUCAAGGGCAGCCAGAUGAGGGGGAGAAAGUCUUUGGAUUUCAAACGCGACGAUGAUAAACUCGAGGAUGAGUAUGAAGGUGUGAAGGUGUGGUGGGAGGUUGUUAAAUUCAACGAUGGGGCUAACAUUUGUAGGCUUACUUUCCACAGAAGUAACUGGGAGGUUGUGACUGGUUCCUACUUGAAGUACGUUGUGGAGGAAGGUAAGUCCAUUGAAGAAAAGAAGAAGAAGGUCAAGAUCUUUAUGAACAAUCCAAGCCUUAACUGGGAGAUGUCUACGAUGAAUCUAUGGAGUAGCAUUGACUUUGAGCAUCCAGCAACGUUUGACACAAUGGCUAUGGAUCCAAAGAAGAAAGAUGAGAUUAUAAAUGAUCUUUUAGCGUUUAGAGAGGGUGAAGAGUAUUAUAAGAAGAUUGGGAAAGCUUGGAAGAGGGGCUACUUGCUGCAUGGACCUCCAGGGACAGGCAAGUCCACGAUGAUCGCAGCUAUGGCGAAUCUAAUGGGCUAUAGUAUCUAUGAUCUUGAGCUAACUUCGAUAGGGAACAACUGGGAGCUCAAGAAGCUGUUGCUAGCUACUACUAGUAAGUCGAUUAUUGUGAUUGAGGAUAUAGACUGUUCCUUGGACAUCACGGGAGAGAGGGGAGUUAAGGAAGAUCAGAUCAAUGCAGAGAUUAAGAAAGUGAAGAAGAAGAAUGCAGUUACACUCUCUGGCUUGUUGAACUUCAUAGAUGGGAUUUGGUCGGCUUGUGGACAAGAGAGGAUACUUGUGUUUACAACGAACCAUUUGGGGAAACUUGACCAAGCUUUGAUCAGAAGAGGUCGGAUGGAUAUGCAUAUAGAGUUGUCUUAUUGCAGAUUUGAAGCGUUCAAGAUUCUUGCCAAGAACUAUCUGAAUCUUGAUUCGCAUCUCUUGUUUGGUGAGAUUGAGACGUUGCUUGAAGAAACGAAUAUGACGCCGGCUGAUGUUGCGGAGAAUUUGAUGGUGAAAGAUGGUGAAUCUGGUGUUGAUGGACCACUCAAGGGUUUGAUCCGAGCUUUGGAACAGAUGAAGUUGAACCAACAUUCAAAUGAACAACAGAAGGAGAGUAACAAAUAAAUAGUAUUAGCUGUUUUGUCAUCUGCUUUGAGAUCAGUGUUUCAUUAUGUUUUUACCAUCAAUUGUAGCUUGUAAAAUCGAAUUUAAUAGCCGCUUUGAAAUUAGUGUUUGUUAUUAGUACUUCACACCUUACAUUUUACAGAUCAUAUAUAGAGAUUUCCAAAAAAAGUAAACACAAAAAAACACAAUGUUUUGACGUGUGAAGAAAGUAAUCUCAAGUGAAUUUCUGUGAAUUCCAUAUGUUCUUGUCUCUGUUUUCAUUCUUUGUUGUGUGUUUAGUAUGGAUUAUCUUUGGGCUUAAGUCAAGAGUUGGGACAGAAGAUCUAGGAAAUGUAAUUAGUCUCAUAAGUAUAAACAAAGCCUCCUAAAUCAUAUUCCCAAGAGAAACCCAAUAUUUAAAACUACCAAAUUCCAAGUUUCAAUAGAUUUAGCUCUAGGCCAAGCCAAUAAUGUGAGUAAUCAAUCGAUCAGCCUAGUGAUGGGUUUUGGGUCAAACCCACCCCGCUUGACCAGCCAGCCAGCCAAUGCACGGGUUAAGUGAUGUUUUUGAUUAAAAAAAUAUGACGUGUUUAACCCGCAAGAAGAAAAUAUAAAACCCGCACUCAUCCUGCUUAAACUCUUGGGUGAUCACUAGACCAGCAGAUAAUAUUAAUAGUAAAAAUAAUUAUUAUUUUAAAUAAAUAAUUUUAAUUUUUUAAAAUAGUUUUUUCUCAUAAAUAAUAGUUUUUUUAUUUUUUUAUUAUAUAUUAUUGCAGGUUGACGGGUAUCCACAAUUGAAUUUAGCUGACCCGCCAAGCAUAAGGGACGGUGGGUUCCUUCGACUAUAACCUUCUUCAAUGGUUCACUUUAUUGUUUUAUUCAGAAUAGAAGAACUCUAUAGUAGAAUUGAAAUAUAUUUCAAUGAUACUCUACUUUAUAUUGAAAAAUAGAAGAUAACAUAAAAUAACUGAAUUGUUUUAUUUAUAAAGUAAAUCUAAUUUUAUUCUGUUAUAGAGUAACAUAUAAAGUAUAAUUGAAAUAUUUUUAUUUCAAACUCUCUUUUUACCAACAGCAACGCAACAGAGGGAAUAUUGAUCCGAAGACCUGAAAAGAAAGAGAAAGCGUAAGGAUUAAAGUAGUAACUGGAUCUGCUUGAUUUCGCCGGUACGAGCCUGCGAGUGGAUAGGUCGACACCUCUCCCUUCCACCAGCUCGCCUUCACCGCCACUGAAGUGCCCUGAAAGCUCUAGUCAGACGCCGUCCUCAAAGCAGGCAGAAACCAGAGAAAAGGGGACCAAUGGUACAGAUAUAGAGCUAAUCGGCUCCAAAACCCUUAUCUAGAAAAUUAUCAUUGAAGCAUCUAACUGAUAAUUUACCUCAACUUUUGAUGGCAAAAUAACAGCCUAGCUUUCAAUAGACGACUUCAAUAGUAGUCAUACAAUAUUUGAGUUGAAACAAUGAAAAACGAAAAGAAUUUGGAGGAUUUUGUCUCUAUUUUCUCGAUCAACUAAGAAGAUAUGACAUUGUUGAUCUAAAAAAUUUCGGAAAAUUAGACACUCUCUCUCUUAUUUCUCUCCAACCUCUCUCUAAGAAGAAAAAAAAAAACCUCUUUCGUAGAUCUCCUUGCUCCGGCGACUGCUGCGUCCUCCGUGCGGUCGUGCGGUCGUCGGAGCCCCCCUGCUCUUGUGUCUCUCCGUUCCUCCUUGUGUAUCUCUGUGGUCUCGGCGGAGGGUUAGUUAGACAAGGUCCCCCUUCCGGUUCAGAUCCGGUGCUCCCGGCGUAGAUCUAGAGGGUUUCGGUGUUGUGGGAUGCGCUAGAGGACGGCGCUGUCUCAUCGUACCGCUCUCUUCCUCUUGCUUGGAGCUUCAGUCCGGUUAGGGUUUUUUUCUCAGAUCUCGUCUAGCUCUCUCAGGAUUGGUGGCGUGUGGGUCGUCGGUGGUCCUCUCCAAGUGUUCUCUGAUCUCUCAGUGUGGCGUUUGACUGAUGGUGGGUUCGGCGUCUUGUUGGGGUUCCGGCUUCGAGCUUUGUGCUCCGGCCAUCAAACUCUAGCUUUGUUUUCCACUGGUGGUCUCCAGUGGGUUGCGUGGGGACUCUGUAAGGUUGGGCUCCGUGCUCUCCUCACGGUGGUUCUGGUGGCAGCGCACUGCGGUUCGCUUCGGCUUCGGCUUCAUAGCUCUGAGUUGCCGGCGGUGUGGCGUUCAUCGCCCCUCUCUGUUCUCCAUUUGCUUUGUGCAGGUACUCUUGCUCACUUGCGGUUGUAAUAGGUAGUUUAGAUUUGUUCAGGAUGGCAAUUGGGUCUCGGGUUACGAACUCACCAGAUUGCGCCACUCCAGAGGUGGUGUACCUCUCCAGUCCGAUUGUUCUAUAUGGACUCUUGGUUAAAUGGGUGUAUACGGUCCCGGUUGACAGACUUGAAGGCGGCAAUCUUCGAGAACGUCUUCUGAACGACGGCAUCGCUGGUCUGUGUCACUACCUCGUGCCACUGGUGGUGGUGAGUGUCGGGUUGGUAAGUGUAUCCGUGCUCGAGAUUCUCUGGAUUAGCUUUGCUUGGUAGGUCAUUAGGAAGCUGUAGGCACCGUGCAAUCAAGGUUUGAGGGCGCCUUUCUCUCGGGCUCGCGGCAACCGUCGACUCUCCUCCUCUGCUCCGGUCCUUUGGUCUUAGCUCGCCUCGUUGUUCUCCGGUACUUUGGAUGCUCCUGCUCUCCUCUCUUGGGCUUUAGGUCUUGUAUGUAAACUUGUGUUUAGUUUCAAUUAUUGUACUUCUGCUACUAGUUCUCCUUUGUAAUCUCUGUCAAAAACAGAAAACUUGAUAAUAUAAUUUUAACAUUUUA